This is a messenger RNA of Alternaria arborescens, 567 nucleotides long. RefSeq lists its product as hypothetical. The record is from RefSeq and is a predicted model, not a curated record. The transcript has a single exon. The coding region runs from base 1 to 567 and encodes 188 amino acids. NCBI's taxonomy places the organism in Eukaryota, Fungi, Ascomycota, Dothideomycetes, Pleosporales, Pleosporaceae.
AUGGCUACCAAUACCCUGGACAACUCCUUGAACAGGAACGGGCUGAACAACGACCGCGGUACCACCGCCCCCCAUGACGCGUUUAUUCGUUUACGCUGGUCUAUCUUCGAGGAUGUAUCCACUAUCCUCGUCCUUGAUGAUCCCAGAUCUCAAAAUCCUUCCUUCUCGCCUUUUGUGGGUCACGCAAUCGCAGCAGAACCAGCCUCCCAGAUCCCUCUUACCGAGAUUGCAAUCACCAACUCGUAUAUAGACUGGUAUGACCAUUACGACUACGAGUCACCGGAGCCCUUGCUUGUUAGCAGAGCGGACGGUGGUACCGUUACCGUUGCAGAUGUUGUUGAGGAGCUCUCGGCCUACUUCACGAGUCACAGGGAGGACAUAUUUAUGGUCUUGGAACUCUACUUGAAAAAGAGGCCAUGCCGCUUCGUAGUGGACGGCAAUGUCGAAUAUGACCCUACCAUCCUCGCAAGUGGCGAGGAAAUCUCCCCUGACACGAAAGUCCUUUUCAACGGAUUUUUUUGGUAUCGUAGAGCCCGACGUGGAGCUUGGAGUAGAAUUGUGUGCUGA